UUCUUGUCUUUUUGCGAAUAACGGUUUCACCGGAUGAGGUGAAAUUUAUCAAAUUUACAGAGAAUAUAAAAAAGACGCCCUAUUCCUGAGCCAUAAAUGUAAAACGUAUAAUUUGAUAAUUUUUAAAUUUUUUGGCUACAGAUGUAAGUUUUUCGCACACGAUUAUUGUAGAUCGUUUCGUUUAGUCUUCAUUUAUGUCGUUAUAUCGCAGUUGAAGAUUAUUGACCCAUUCGUAUGACCCUCCCCUUCUUUCUCUCCGACAUGCAACAGUAACUGGUCUUGGCAUAGAAUAAAUCUAUUUACCGCCAAGCCCGCUAUCGGUCAGAUAUUAUAUAUACUAUCAUUCUGCUGUGUUCUAACAAAGUCUCAGAAGUGAUACCGCACAAUUAACAUGGAGUACUCUAAGGUCAUCACGAUUAUCUGUCUGAUAUUUGUUGGAGAUUCACGCGGCCAGGCAGCUGAUUUUCAAACUUUUCCCGACGGUUUUCUAAUCGGUGCAGCCUCCGCAUCCUAUCAAAUAGAAGGAGCCUGGAAUGUCAGCGGGAAAGGAGAGAGCGUGUGGGAUUAUGCGUUUCAUAAUAUGCUGAAGCAGGUAUCGGACGAUAGCAACGGAGACAUCGCUUGUGAUUCGUACCACAAGUACAAGGAGGACGUUCAGUGGAUCAGAGACAUUGGGUUCGAUCAUUACCGGCUUUCGCUCAGUUGGCCGAGAAUUCUUCCAAAUGGUUCGAAGGAUCGCGUUAACCUGGAUGGGAUUCGGUACUACAGAAAUUUGUUGGAAGAACUGAAGGCUGCCAAUGUCACCACGGUCGUAUCUCUCUACCAUUGGGAUCACCCGGAGGUUCUGGAGGAGAUCGGAGGAUGGACAAACGAAGUGAUGGUGGAACGGUUCGAAGACUACGCAAAAGUGGUGUUCGAUAAUCUGGGAUACCUCGUCGACAUCUUCGUCACGAUCAAUGAACCUGAGAUGCUGUGUUUCGACGAGCCCGUUAACUCAUCGGAAGCUACAGCGAGAGGCCUGGCGAAUGAUGUCGCAAGCUAUCUGUGCGUUCACAAUGCUCUGAAAGCUCACGCGAAAGUUUGGCACAUGUACGACGAGAAUUACCGCGCAACCCAAGGAGGAAUUAUAGGACUCUUACCGGUUUGUCGUGGUUGGGUAUCGGGAGAUGGGGUAACCGAAGAAUCCAUCGAACGAUAUUUCCAGUUUGGAUGUGGUUUGGUUUUGCACCCCAUUUAUAAAGGAGAUUACUCAGAAAUCGUGAAGACUACGUUAGCUGACAUCGAUGUCUAUCGCAAUCGUUCGUUCUCAAGUCUCCCAGUAUUCACCGACGAGUGGGUAAAAAUGAUCAAAGGUACAAACGAUUACUUUGGCUUAAAUCAUUACACUUCUCGUAUCCCUGUGAUGGAGUAUGGUGCUCGCACCAGCGAUUCCGGUGUCCUUGAAAUCAGAGAUAAGAGUUGGCCGAUAACAGUGCUGGAUCGGCUGGAGGUCGUCCCCGAAGGAUUCGGCAAUUUGUUACGCAAAAUAAGAGACGAAUACGACAACCCGCCGGUGUAUAUUCUCGAGAACGGAUUUGCCGAUAGCGGGGAAAUUCUGGAUUACGGAAGGAUUAAUUAUCACUACGAUUAUUUGUCGGAAUUACUUACGGCGAUUAUACAUGACGGAUGCAACGUUAAGGCGUACACAAUUUGGUCACUUUUGGACAAUUUCGAAUGGGACCGCGGUUACUCUAUAAGUUUCGGCAUCGUGAAGGUCGAUUUCACCAGUCCGAAUAGAACGAGAUCAGAAAAACUGUCCACGCGAUGGUGGAAGGAGGUGAUUCGAACGAGAACCCUUAUCAAACCCCCCGCACCGGGCAGCACUUCCAGUUGGGGAGGAUGCUUUGAAUGUGAUUUGACGAACGAUAAAUCAUAAAGAAAUUCGUACUUCGUCUUCGAUCUCGGACUUGGUUUUUCAACCGACACGUUCGGUUGAUGUCGUGUUCUUUGAAUAACUCAACGCGAUACUGGUAAUCCCAUUUAUUAGAAAAAAAAAGAAAACAAGAAUGAAUACCAAUCAAUGCGAUUGAGUAUGGCUAGAUAUAAUUGAAUCGCAGAUUGAAAAUAAAACGUCGAUCAAA
This is a messenger RNA of Athalia rosae (coleseed sawfly), 2120 nucleotides long. Its product is annotated as myrosinase 1-like. The record is from RefSeq and is a predicted model, not a curated record. Lineage: Eukaryota; Metazoa; Arthropoda; Insecta; Hymenoptera; Athaliidae. Gene Ontology annotation, molecular function: beta-glucosidase activity. Gene Ontology annotation, biological process: carbohydrate metabolic process. Bases 392 to 1915 code for a protein of 507 amino acids. The transcript has 8 exons.